Messenger RNA from Dermochelys coriacea (leatherback sea turtle), 2298 nucleotides. RefSeq names its product FA complementation group C (gene FANCC). The transcript has 16 exons. The record is from RefSeq and is a predicted model, not a curated record. Gene Ontology annotation, cellular component: Fanconi anaemia nuclear complex. The coding region runs from base 10 to 1851 and encodes 613 amino acids. NCBI's taxonomy places the organism in Eukaryota, Metazoa, Chordata, Testudines, Dermochelyidae. Gene Ontology annotation, biological process: nucleotide-excision repair; cellular response to oxidative stress; interstrand cross-link repair.
GGGGACGGGAUGGCCCAAGAUACUGCUGUCCCUAAAUUGAGCUUUCAGUAUUGGUUGGAUAAGGCUGUUGAGUGGGGUCAAACCACCACUUUGGAAUCCCAGCAAGAUGUCUGCCUUCACUUGCCUAAAUUACAGGAGUUUCUACAGCAGAUUUAUGAAUCCUUGAAACAUAUGAAUUCCACUACUGCAAUUCAGAGGUUCCCUUUAAUUGGUCAAUUACUAGGAAGACUUUGUUGGAAUCCCUUUGUUGUAGGAUAUGAUGAGAGCCAGAAAACUCUAAUGUGGUGCUUAUGUUGUCUAUACAGCAAUGAACCACAGAACCCUGUGGAAUUGAAGGCUAACAGCUGGAUACUGAGCUUGCUGUGCCAUCUCCUUUCUUCUGAGUGGGGAGCUAACGAAGUUGAUACUGGUACCUUUAUUUCUGCUCUUGGCUACACGUCUGCAGAUUACUAUUCUAAACUGGUUAAAAAUAUAGUCUUAUCAUUAGUGACAGAACUCAAAGGAAAUCAGUUUAAUGGACUUAAUACUCAAGGGAGAGUUUCAGAUGAUCAUGUAAAUGUAGUGUCCCUUUUCUGCGUCCCUCUUAUCACUUUGCCUGAUGUAACUCCUCUACUGGAAGCGCUCCUUACCUAUCAUGGAGGUGGAUCACAAGAGGUUCUCAGCUCAGAGUUUUUAGAAGCUGUGAAUGAGACAUUUUUAAAGAAGAAGAUUGUCCUCUCUGAAUCAGCUGUCCUAAGCUUGUGGCUUCGUCAUCUGCCUAGCCUUGAAAAAGCAACACUGCAUCUUUUUGAAAGGUUGAUUUCCACUCAAACAAGUUCACUGGGAGAGGUAGUGUGUAUCAUAAAAGAUUCAUUACUGUUGGAGGGACGAGGUGAGCCAGGGUGCAUGUGUGGACCAAUGGACAUUGCUUUCCAAAUUCUCCAGCUCCAGGCAGAUGGAGCACAUAUGUGUCCACAGUGGAAUACAGAUGGGGACCACACUUCUCAAAGAACCUCCAGUCAGAUUGGAAAGCUCCUGGAGCCACAAGCAGCAUGCCACCCUGCCAUCUUCAAAAUUGUUGAUGAAAUUUUCAAGAAUGCACUACUGGAAACUGGUGGAACUCCAGAAGUAAUGACCAUAAUACAGCUGUUUACACAGUGUUUUGUUCAAGCUCACCAGAAGGAUAACAAGCAGCAUAAAUUUCCCCUGAAGGCCUACUUUGCUCAUCAUCAUCAGCAUCUUGUAAUAGCCUUACUCAAACAUCCUUUUGAUUUGCCAGCUACGCUCUGGUCUCAGCACCUGAAAUACAUUACUGACAUGCUUAAAACAAUAAUAGAAGAUAAAAGCAUUAGAUCUUACGCUGACCUCUUUGAGAACUGGUUUUUGUUUGUUCAUUUUGGAGAAUGGGCUGAUAUCGCUGUAGAGCAGUUGUGGAAUUCUGAAGAUGAAUCCUCAGAUACUUUUCUGUGGUUGCUGGCAUUUUACUACAAUCCACACAACAAUAAAGAGAAGAGGACUCAAAUUGUGGUAGAAGCUCGAGCAGUGUAUGAUCGUCUGAUGAUGCUCUUCAGCUGUACAACCCUCUCCAUCACAGAUCUGCAGGCUGCAGCUAGCACUAAAACAGAUAAAAGGCAACCUUGCACCAAACACCUUGUCAGGCAUCUUCUUCUUAGUUUUUUGCUCUUUUCUUCUGGUGGACACAAGAUUGCCCAAGAGUUUAUUUCGCAUGUGAUUCUGGCAAGCAAUACAACCAGUGAAGUUUUUGGCCUUCUUAUACAUACUGCCUACAGAUUUAACCAACUUGGAUUAAAAAACCAAAGGGCUGUGAAGCUGGUGAAUGAACUUCUUCAAGAACUAAGAUUUACAGAUUAGUUUUGUAUUGUUGUCCAGAUCAACCCAGUGACUAGACCAGCUGAUCAGAUCUUUUCUGUGGUAAAGCGUGAAAGGGAACUCAGUUAUUUUUAUUUAUAUUCCUCUUUCCCCAUGUAUGAAAAUAGAUAAUGUUUGGAAAUGUCAUUCUGUUAGAAUAUAGCAGUAAUCUUUAAAGAUGGUUGCAAAUGUUGUUCGUAAUGUUUUAUUUUACCAGGGACCUGUGUCAUCUAAACACUGUUUAUUCACAGCCUCAUUGUUGCCCACAUUAUGUCCUAGUUGUGGCCUAGAUUUUCUGUAAAUUCUUAGUCCAGGAAAUGCAGCAGUUAGAGGUGGAAACAAAAGAUAUAAUAAUAGGAAGAGGCCUUUCCUUCUGUAAAAUAAUUACUGAUAAAUCAAAACUACUGUUUGAAUGUUACAAGGAAGAGAUAAAAUUCAGAAAAAUUGUUA